Coregonus clupeaformis (lake whitefish) is the source of this 1016-nucleotide messenger RNA. Its product is annotated as parvalbumin, thymic CPV3-like. Lineage: Eukaryota; Metazoa; Chordata; Actinopteri; Salmoniformes; Salmonidae. The record is from RefSeq and is a predicted model, not a curated record. The transcript is spliced from 5 exons. Gene Ontology annotation, cellular component: nucleus; cytoplasm. Bases 355 to 684 code for a protein of 109 amino acids. Gene Ontology annotation, molecular function: calcium ion binding.
UUUUAACAGGAUUUUUGUUUAAAGGUUUUCCAGAAGUAGCCUAGACCUAUUUUAUCUUUCUUAAUACACUUUGUAGGCACAAUUACGCAUCUGCAUCCAUAAAUGUUGUUGGGUCUUUAUCGAUAGCCUUUUUGCCAGAUAAUUUCAAAUCGCCUACAUCAGAGGUAUCACAUCCAGCAGCCAGAUUACACCAAAGCAGACAGAACAGCGACAUCAACAUCAACAUCAGUCAAACUGACAUCAGUAGAUUAUCAGAGCAAGGAGAGGAAGAAAUUGACAGAGAAAAACAAACUAAAGCAGUCGGUUUUAGAAGUCAACACCUCGUAGGGAGAGAGAGGGACAUAUAGGAUUAAUAUGUCACUCACUUCUAUCCUUUCUGCGGAGGCUAUUGAGAAUGCCGUCAAGGAGUUCCAAGCCCCAGACUCCUUCAGCUUUAAGAAGUUUUCCCAGCUGUGUGGCCUGACCUCCAAGUCUCCCAAAGAAGUCAAAGAUGUCUUCCAGAUCCUUGACGAUGACAACAGUGGCUUCAUCGAGGAGUCCGAGCUCAAGUUCUUCCUGCAACGGUUUGUCCCCGGGGCGCGGACGCUGACGGACGCUGAGUGCAAAGGCUUCCUUUCUGCAGCUGAUGAUGACAACGAUGGCAAGAUCGGAGUAGAAGAAUUCCUGAUCAUGGUCCAGUCCUGAGAGUUCCACGGGAGCCGAGAGAGCAGCAGGUGUUCGUUCUCUUCUCCUUCCCCAGCCUCAGCCUCCAGCUCCCAGACUCCAGUCUACUUCCUCAAGCCUACAGCAGCCUCCAUUCCCAGGAAUUAGUUUUUCUCUGUCCUUCUGCUUGAAUUGUGCCCUUCAAUUGUUGUUGUUUUCAGAGCCCCUCUCCAUUCAAUGAAAUUAUUAAUCCAUGAACCAUUUUUACUUGCCUUUUGAUUACGUUCUAGGUUGUAUAGCUGUGUCGCCCCAUAUUUCCUUCCAAUGCACACUACAUUGUCAAUCAAAAAGAUGAAUAAACACAUUGUAACUUA